UCCGACGUGGCCCAAUGGCGCGUCGCGGAGCCUUAUCCCGCGGCGUCGCCCCUGAUCCAAACUCCAUCUGCCGGGGCGCCACGCACCACAGGCACAGGUACGGUAUGCGACCCCACGGCCGCCUCCCCUCGUUAACACGUCGCGGCCUCGCUAACGCGCCCGCGCUAGCGCGAGUGGUGGCACCCACGCACACUCUUCUCCCCCACGAGUCCGGACCCCGGAGGAGCCAAGCCAUGGCGUCCACCUCCUGCUGCCUCCUCCACCAGUCAACCGCCCGCCUCGGCGCGUCGCCGCGCCUGGCCGCCGCCCCGCCGCGCAGCGCCCAGCUGCUCGUCUGCAAGGCCCGGAAGCAGGAAGCCGCCGCGGACCAGAGCGACGUCUCGCGCCGCGCCGCGCUCGCGCUCCUCGCCGGCGUCACGGCCGCCGCCGGCGCCAAGGUGGGUCCUGCCGCCGCGGCAUACGGAGAAGCAGCCAACGUGUUCGGCAAGCCCAAGGCGAGCACGGAGUACAUCGCGUACAGCGGCGACGGCUUCAAGCUGCUGAUCCCGUCCAAGUGGAACCCCAGCAAGGAGCGGGAGUUCCCCGGGCAGGUGCUCCGCUACGAGGACAACUUCGACGCCAACAGCAAUGUGUCCGUCAUCAUCCAGCCCACGUCCAAGAAGACCAUCGCCGACUACGGCUCUCCCGAGGAGUUCCUCUCCCAGGUCGACUACCUGCUCGGCAGGCAGGCCUACGGCGGCAAGACCGACUCCGAGGGCGGGUUCGAGACCGGCGCCGUGGCCACCGCCAACGUCCUGGAGAGCUCCACCCCCGUGAUCGACGGCAAGCAGUACUACGCCGUGUCCGUGCUCACCAGGACGGCGGACGGCGACGAGGGCGGCAAGCACCAGCUCAUCGCGGCCACCGUCUCCGACGGCAAGCUCUACAUCUGCAAGGCGCAGGCCGGCGACAAGAGGUGGUUCAAGGGCGCCAGGAAGGGAGUCGAGAAGGCCGCCUCCUCCUUCAGCGUCGCAUGAUGAUGUAAUUUUAUUUCUUCGAUGGGAUGGGAUGCACGCACUACGUAGAGAGCUUGGCUAGGCCAGGCCUGGCUGAGCACGCUUGUGUGUUCCUUCGACUGUACAUGAGAACAAAGACUAAGGAGAGCUCCAUUCCCGUACAAGGAUCGAUUUCUUCAGUCACGCAAAUUGUUUAGGAAAUCUUAGUGCUAAUAGUAGCGCUUCGAUGUUCCCAGCCAUGAGAACAAAGACUAUAAGCAUCUUC
Zea mays is the source of this 1260-nucleotide messenger RNA. RefSeq names its product oxygen-evolving enhancer protein 2, chloroplastic. The transcript is spliced from 3 exons. Bases 15 to 1016 code for a protein of 333 amino acids. The record is from RefSeq and is a predicted model, not a curated record. Gene Ontology annotation, biological process: photosynthesis. Gene Ontology annotation, cellular component: photosystem II; photosystem II oxygen evolving complex; extrinsic component of membrane. NCBI's taxonomy places the organism in Eukaryota, Viridiplantae, Streptophyta, Magnoliopsida, Poales, Poaceae. Gene Ontology annotation, molecular function: calcium ion binding.